This is a messenger RNA of Aspergillus chevalieri, 360 nucleotides long. RefSeq lists its product as uncharacterized. The record is from RefSeq and is a predicted model, not a curated record. Lineage: Eukaryota; Fungi; Ascomycota; Eurotiomycetes; Eurotiales; Aspergillaceae. The coding region runs from base 1 to 360 and encodes 119 amino acids. The transcript has a single exon.
AUGAGAUUAUCUGAGAUCAUCCAUAGUAUCUUUACGAUGUGUCCAAUCCCGGGCCAUUUCCUAUCAAUGGCUCCUUGCAUUGCUGCUGUCGUGAUGGCUUGGCAUCAUCAAUCCAGCUUCCAACAUUUCUUCCUCACCGUAAAUCACGUCUCUCUCUCCCUCUCGUCUCAUAGUCGAUUCUUCACUGAAUACUUGACAGCAACAGAGAGAACAUCAACAACUGAAUGCUGCAUUGUGCCUUGUUCACAUACAGGCCAUCCUCAUGUGAUCCGAUCGCAUGCUCUUAUCAACUGGCCCACCUUCCGCAAACCAUCGGAGUUCCUCCCGCUGAAGAUAGAAACACUACUCUGCGCGGAGUAG